AUGCCGCACCGUUCGCGAGAUCGUCAUCGCGGCUAUGAACCGGAGUCGGAGCGACCAAGACGCGUAGAGCGACGUCGAUAUCACGAUAGAGCCGAGCAUAGUUACGAUGACGAUGAUUUUGAUACGGAGGAGCAGCACGAUAGCGAACGCGACCGCCGUCAACGCCCUCGGCAGCGGUCACGACCACACCGGCGCUACGACCGCUAUGAUACUCCCGACGAAAACGAUUACCAUAAUGAUGAUGAUGAUGAUGAGGACAGUGAGAUAAUUGUCGUUGAUUCAAGGCCGAAUUUUGCCAGGCCACCGAAUGUGCGGCCCAGUCCCAGGAGGUCGACGCCGCCCCGACGUCAGGUUGACAGGGAGCGAUCGAGGAACCAGAAAGCGAAAGAGUCUCCUGCCACGUCACCGAUCAAGAAGAGGGAUCGGGAACGGGAUAGACGAGGCGACCGCAGGAGGAGAGACAGUACUGGAGAUGAGGCCAGACGGAGGGAGAGGCCGGUGCGCGAGAGGCAUGCCGAAAGGGAUAUCACAGAUGCGCGGGCGCGCAGCAAGGACGAGCAGAGACGGUCGAGAAAUCGCGAGAAGGAGAGGGAUAGGGAGCGAGAUCGAGAGCGUGAGCGGAUCAGGGAGAAGCACGCCAGCUCGGGGUCGGCGAACAGUGCGACGCAAUUGCUCAGUGCGGAUGCACUGUCGAAGUUGAACGCACACAAUGCCAAGAGAGAUGCCGCCGAAAGGCAGCGUGAGGCGAAGGAGGAAAAAGCUCGUUGGGAGAAGGAGAAGCGGCGGAGAAAGAAGGAGGAGAUUUUGGUGGAGAAAUCUCGCCGGCGAGAAGCGUCUAGGGACCGUGAUCGUGAUCGAGAUCGAGAUAGGGGCCAGAGAAGGAUGGUUUCCGGGGCCAUGAUGGAGGAAGGCCGCAGCCCUGAUCUGAGAGUACGCGGUGGUGGUGGCCAUGGCCGUCGGAAAUAUAAGGAUUGGUCGGAGUACGACGACGAUUAUGGGGACGACGAUGAUGGCGGCGGCGGCGGUAGAUCGUGCCUCAGCAAUUGGAGCAAGAGGAAGAAGAUUCUUGUUAUCCUUGGGAUACUUGCUCUGUUGCUGAUUAUUCUUAUUCCUGUUGGCGUGGUAGUUUCGAGAAAGAAGAACGAUGGUGAUGGCCCGGGCGGCAAGAAUGAUUCGAAGCCAACAAAUGAUAACCUCAAGGAUAUUGAUCGAAACAGUAUUCCAGAAAAUGCGAGAGGGACGUAUCUAGAUCCCUUUUCGUGGUAUGAUACCAAAGAUUUUAACGUGACAUACACUGAUGAGGCUGUUGGUGGCCUUCCAAUAAUGGGCCUGAAUUCUGCCUGGGACGAUUCUGCACAAGCUAAUGAAUUUGUUCCUCCCUUAAACAAGAAGUUUCCAUAUGGCAAGCAGCCGAUUCGCGGCGUUAACGUCGGAGGUUGGCUUUCUGUCGAGCCGUUCAUUACGCCAUCUUUCUUCAGCAAGUAUUCGGUACAAGACAACAUCGUCGAUGAAUACACCCUCACUAAGCGUCUGGGACCGAAUGCAAAAUCUACGCUCGAAAAGCAUUAUGCUACUUUCAUCACAGAACAGUCGUUUCGAGAAAUACGUGAUGCUGGGUUGGACCAUGUUCGAAUCCCAUUUUCGUAUUGGGCAAUCAAGAUUUUCGAUGAUGAUCCCUUUGUUCCGAACGUUGCUUGGAGAUAUCUGCUACGGGGGAUUGAAUAUUGCAGGAAAUAUGGCCUUCGUGUGAAGCUGGAUCUGCAUGGCGCCCCUGGGAGUCAGAACGGGUGGAACCACAGCGGGCGCCAAGGUCAAAUUCGCUGGCUAAAUGGGACAGAUGGAAGCAAGAAUGCCCAGCGCACUCUGGAUAUUCACGAUCAGCUUUCCAAAUUCUUCGCGCAGCCGCGGUAUGAGAACGUCAUUACGCUAUAUGGCCUUGUUAAUGAACCGCUGCUGUUAAAGUUGGAUAUUGAGCCUGUGCUUGAUUGGACUACGAAAGCGGCUGGCAUUGUCAAAAACAAUGGCAUGAAGGACCAAUAUGUUGUUUUUGGAGAUGGGUUUUUGAAACUAUCGAAGUGGAAAACGAUUCUUCAGAAUACGGGGUACAAUCUUCUUUUGGAUACACAUCAGUACACGAUCUUUAAUACGGAUUUGGUUGGCUUGAAGCAGAAGAAGAAACUUGAGUUUGUCUGUGACGGCUGGGUUGACUUAAUCAGUAAAAGCAACUCGAAAGAAGCUGGCUGGGGCCCGACUAUCUGCGGGGAAUGGUCACAAGCUGACACAGACUGCGCCAAAUUUCUGAACAACGUUGGUGUUGGCACACGCUGGACGGGAACUAUGGACAGCCCCACUGCCCGAGAACAGGUCUUCAGGCCUCUAUGCCCAACUGACCCCAAGUCAUGCAGCUGUGACAGAGCCAACUCUGAUCCGUCUAAGUACCCUGCUGCGUAUAAAAAGUUUUUGCAGACGUAUGCGGAAGCGCAGAUGUCUGCGUUUGAAAAGGGGUGGGGAUGGUUUUACUGGACUUGGGAAACCGAGUCCGCUGUACAAUGGAGCUGGAGAAGAGGUCGAGAGGCGGGCAUACUGCCGCAAAAAGCGUACCAGCCAGCAUUUAAGUGUGGAGAUGCUCUCCCUGAUCUCGGCGACUUGCCUGAGUCUUAG
Messenger RNA from Ophidiomyces ophidiicola, 2661 nucleotides. RefSeq lists its product as uncharacterized. The coding region runs from base 1 to 2661 and encodes 886 amino acids. Gene Ontology annotation, molecular function: beta-glucosidase activity. The transcript has 3 exons. Lineage: Eukaryota; Fungi; Ascomycota; Eurotiomycetes; Onygenales; Onygenaceae. Gene Ontology annotation, biological process: glucan catabolic process. Gene Ontology annotation, cellular component: extracellular region; cell surface. The record is from RefSeq and is a predicted model, not a curated record.